GUUUCAACCUUUGACAAUCAGCCAUUCACCUGCCUUUCUCAACGAUGGAGACAUGGUUCAUAAUAAUCGUCUCCCUCUGCAUCGCCGCCCUCAUCCGAUCCAUAAUAUUCCACCGGAACCACCACAACAAACUACCACCAGGACCAUCACUCCUACACUCCAGCUUCCUCCUGCUUACAAACCCCGCUUCAAAGUUCGAACCCGUUCUCAUCAACCUCAAGGCCCGGUACGGACCCAUCUUCACUCUUUCCACCGGUUUAGGACCUUCCAUCUUCGUCAGCAGCCACUCUCUAACCCAUCAAAUUCUUGUUAAAAAAGGUGCAGUCUUCUCCGAUCGCCCAAAGUUCUUGAUAAAUUUCAACAUCUCUAGUUCCUCCUAUGGUCCUACUUGGCGGCUCCUCAGACGAAACCUUGCGGCUGAGGUUAUGCACCCGAACCGCUUGAGAUCGUAUUUGUGGGCUCGAAAGUGGGCUUUUCAUAUGUUGGUUAGUCGUCUUUUGGAAGAAAAGGAUGAUGCUGCAGGAGUUAAAGUGUUUGAUCAUUUUCAUUAUGUUAUGUUUCGUUUGUUGGUGUUGAUGUGUUUUGGAGACAAGUUUGAUGAGACUCGAGUUGAUGAGAUCGCUAAGGUACAACGUGAGAUGAUGGGGAUAGUUGGUUCAAGAAGGUUUAACAUGCUCACUAUGUUUCCAAGGUUGGGGAGGAUGUUGUUUCGAAGCAUUUGGAAACAGUUUGAGAUAGCGCGUGAUAAUAAAGAACGAGUGUUGGUUCCAAUCAUCAAGUCGAGGAUGGAGUCUGCUUGUUUAGAGGGCGAAAUCGUGGCUUAUGUAGACACUUUUGAGAAUCUACGGCUUCCGGAAGAUGAAGGUGAGAAUGGAAAUGGUGGAAAGCUUACUCAUAGGGAGAUGGUGGGAUUGUGUAGUGAGUUUCUUACUGGAGGGACGGAUACAACCGCGAGUGCUUUACAAUGGAUCAUGGCUAAUCUAGUGAAGCAUCCUCACAUUCAGAGUAAACUUUAUGAUGAAAUUGUAGGAGUCGUCGGACCACCACGAAAAGGGAUGGAGUUGGAGCCCGAAGCGGUUAUAAAUGAAGAGGAUCUAAAGAAAAUGCGGUACUUGAAAGCGGUGGUUUUGGAAGGGCUAAGGAGACACCCACCAGCUCGUUUUGUGCUACCUCAUAAGGUCAUGAAGGAGGUGGAGGUGCAAGGGUACACGUUUCCACAGGGUGCUAUUAUCAAUUUCAUGGUUGGUGAGAUGGGUUUGGACCCAAAGGUUUGGGACGAACCCAUGAAGUUUAAACCAGAGCGGUUCUUGGUGAAUGAUGGUGUGUUUGAUGUAAGUGGGAGCCGAGGGAUAAAGAUGAUGCCUUUUGGUGCUGGAAGAAGGAUAUGUCCUGGUUCUGAUUUGGCACUACUUCAUUUGGAGUAUUUUGUUGCUAUUUUGAUUUGGUAUUUCCAUUGGAGUUUUCCUGAUGGUUAUCAUGUUGAUCUUUCGGAGAAGAUUGAGUUCACUACGGUCAUGAAAAAUCCUCUGAGAGCGCGAAUCACUUCUAGGGCUGAAAGAUGAUCUACUUGAGUCGAUAUAUACAUACAUACAUAUAUGGUAUAUAUACCAAUAUGAUUACAAUGUACUAAAAUAAGAACCCACUUGAAUCUCCAUGUAUGAAUUGCCUUGCGUCGUAAUGUAAAUCUAAUAUUUAUAUGAAUAUAGGAUUUACGUACAAUUAUGUUAUGGAACAAUUUAUGAA
Helianthus annuus (common sunflower) is the source of this 1743-nucleotide messenger RNA. Its product is annotated as cytochrome P450 89A2. Gene Ontology annotation, cellular component: membrane. The transcript has a single exon. Bases 45 to 1562 code for a protein of 505 amino acids. The record is from RefSeq and is a predicted model, not a curated record. NCBI's taxonomy places the organism in Eukaryota, Viridiplantae, Streptophyta, Magnoliopsida, Asterales, Asteraceae. Gene Ontology annotation, molecular function: oxidoreductase activity, acting on paired donors, with incorporation or reduction of molecular oxygen, NAD(P)H as one donor, and incorporation of one atom of oxygen; iron ion binding; heme binding.